Messenger RNA from Pelagomonas calceolata, 880 nucleotides. Lineage: Eukaryota; Pelagophyceae; Pelagomonadales; Pelagomonadaceae. The record is from the annotation of a GenBank genome assembly.
CAAAUGGACCACUGGCAGAACACGGAGCAGCGCGAGGACAAGUACGGCGACCACGGCGGCGACCACCAACAAUACCUGCAGCAAAAGCGCCGAAAGCUCGACGACCAGCGAAGGCGAACGGAAGGGAACUGGUUCGCCGGCUGCGUCGUCUGGAUCGACGGGCUGACGGACCCGCCGGCGGACGACCUCGAGCAGCUAGUCGUGGCGGGCGGCGGCCUCGUCUGCGAUUCUCGGGACCGGCGCGCGACGCACAUCGUGGCGGUCAAUAUGACGGCGGCGCAGACGAAGAAGCUGAAGGCGCGGAAGCGGGGCUUCGCCAAGCCCGCCGUCUGUCCGCAGUGGGUCGUCGACAGCGCGGCGCGGCGCUGCCGGCAGGACCCGGGCCGUAUUUAUUGUGGCGGGCCUCUGGUCCUACAAAUGAAGCGCUGGCCGUCGUGCGCGCGCGGAACAACCUGCGGAAGGCGGGGUUUGGAUCUGAGGCUGUGGAAGAGGUUGUGGAUGACGCGUCGUCGGUGUCGAGUGUAGAGGUGCCUCCGGAAGAAGAAUAUGUGCAAGGGCCGUCGUUAUUAGGGCGCGUCGAAUCCUGGGCCGCGGUCGGCCCCGCCGUCGCCAUGUUCCUUGGACGGGCGGAUCCCGAGAACCGCGCGACCGUUUUAUGCUAUUGGAGCUCGCGUCGGAGCUCGUCGAGCGGUCGCGGCUGGAGGACGUGGAGGGGCUCAUGCGCCUGCUGGAGGAGCACGCCACCGCGCACCCGCCGUGGCGGAAAUCCGCGCGCCUUUUGUUUGACCUCGUUUCGUUCCUCGUGAAGGACCGCGCGGCCGAGCUCGCGGUCCUGCGGGCGCGGCCUGACUGGUUCUUCCUGGGGACGCCGUCGCAGUAG